AUGGGAAACAAGCAGACCAUCUUCACGGAAGAGCAGCUGGAUAGCUACCAGGAGAACCCCUUCAAGGAGAGGAUUGUGGAGGCCUUCUCCGAGGACGGCGAAGGCAACCUCACCUUCAACGACUUUGUGGACAUGUUUUCCGUGCUCUGCGAGUCAGCGCCCCGAGACCUCAAGGCAAACUACGCCUUCAAGAUCUACGACUUCAACACUGACAACUUCAUCUGCAAGGAAGAUCUCGAGAUGACCCUGGCGCGGCUGACCAAGUCGGAGCUGGACGAGGAGGAGGUGGUGCUGGUGUGUGAGAAGGUCAUCGAGGAGGCCGACCUGGAUGGGGACGGCAAGCUGGGAUUCGCCGACUUUGAGGACAUGAUCGCCAAGGCCCCUGACUUUCUCAGCACCUUCCACGUCCGGAUCUGAGGAAGCUGCCAUGGUGCAGGGCCCAGGAGCCUACCCUACAGUCCUGCUGUCUGUACAGAUGUGACCCCCAGGCCCCCUGGGAAAGGAGCCCCAGCCUCUGGAGUUUACACCCAUGAACAUUUCCUGUAGCCCUUUCAGCAAAAAACAAACCACCUCACCUAGGGGAGAUGGAUGGGGUGAGCGGUGAGGAGCAGGCCCCUUCCCAAGCCCCUGUGGUCCCACCCAGACCUGAGGCCCCUCCAGGUACCUCUCCCUCUUCUCCACCACUGCCCAACCCCCACCGGGCUCCAUCCCUAACAGUCAGAGGGACACCCCCACCCCCAGCUGCCUAGGGCAGAGUGCAAAAAAAAGGGGUGGGGUUGGGGUGGGGACAGGGCUUUAAUGAGCUAUGCAAUCUUUCUCCAAAAACCCAAGGCUGGGCCACACCUCACCCACUACCUGUACCCUCACUCCCCGCCCCCCAAUGUGAAACUAGGUCCACCUUGGGCCUAAGGGCCUCUGGGGCCGAGCACCACCCUGUCCACCCUUCCCAAUAACAUGAGAACCUCA
Messenger RNA from Echinops telfairi (small Madagascar hedgehog), 966 nucleotides. RefSeq names its product calcium and integrin binding family member 2 (gene CIB2). The transcript is spliced from 4 exons. Lineage: Eukaryota; Metazoa; Chordata; Mammalia; Afrosoricida; Tenrecidae. Bases 1 to 417 code for a protein of 138 amino acids. The record is from RefSeq and is a predicted model, not a curated record. Gene Ontology annotation, molecular function: calcium ion binding.